This is a messenger RNA of Trypanosoma cruzi, 1518 nucleotides long. RefSeq names its product cytochrome p450-like protein, putative. Gene Ontology annotation, biological process: sterol metabolic process. The record is from RefSeq and is a predicted model, not a curated record. Bases 1 to 1518 code for a protein of 505 amino acids. Gene Ontology annotation, molecular function: heme binding; iron ion binding; oxidoreductase activity, acting on paired donors, with incorporation or reduction of molecular oxygen. The transcript has a single exon. NCBI's taxonomy places the organism in Eukaryota, Euglenozoa, Kinetoplastea, Trypanosomatida, Trypanosomatidae.
AUGACAGUGAUUAGCAACGUUUUGGGGGUGCAGAUCCCAUAUUUGGCCGAGGUCGCCGCUAUCAUGCUCAUAGCGCAUGGCUUGGCUUACCUUUUGACAAUGUUUUACUUUGCCAGGAAGCAUAAGUUUUCCAUUCCAGGCCCAAAGUUUGUGACACCACUUCUCGGUGGGCUGGUAAUGAUGAUGAAGGACCCUUACACCUUUUGGGAGAAACAACGCCGCUACUGCCCGAGUGGAUACAGUUGGCUGUCGAUUCUGAACCAGUUUACUGUCUUCGUCACUCGUGCUGAUUUGUGCCACAAAAUAUUCGCUACCAACAGUGAAAAUACGCUAACACUUCAGCUGCACCCCAACGGGAGGAUUAUACUUGGCGAUAACAAUAUAGCGUUUCAAUGCGGUCCACGGCACAAGGCCCUUCGUGCGAGCUUCUUGAAUCUUUUUGCGACGAAGGCGCUUUCUUUGUAUCUUCCUAUCCAGGAACGUCUUAUUCGCGAACAUUUGGCAGAGUGGGUUAAGAAGUACCCAUUUGAGGGCAAACCAGAGGAAAUGCGUGGUCACAUACGUGAAUUGAACUGUAAAACUUCCCAAACGGUCUUUGUCGGUGAGCACCUUCUUGACCCUGAAGAGUUUACUCGUAACUACAACAUUAUCACGGUGGGAUUUCUUUCUCUUCCCUUAUAUUUUCCCGGAACUGCCCUGUACAAGGCGGUUCAGGCUCGAAAAAAGGUUGUGGAUGAACUAAAAGCUGCUGUAAUUCGAAGCAAGGCUCGUAUGUCUCUUCCAGAUGCAGAGGCUCAUUGUGUGCUUGAUUUCUGGAGUGCGACAAUACUGGAGACCUUAAAAGCUUGUGAGGAUGAGGGUGUGGAUCCACCUCCAUUUGCUUCGGAUGAUGCAAUGGCAGAGACCUUACUGGAUUUUUUGUUUGCGUCACAGGAUGCAUCCACCGCCAGUCUCGUCAUGAUCACCGCCACAAUGGCUGAUCGGCCUGAUGUUUUGGAACGAGUCCGUCAGGAGCAAACGAAAUUGUGUGCGGGGGACGAGCCCUUGACAUUUGAUUUGGUACAGGAAAUGACUUUUACCCGACAAUGUGUCCUGGAGCAACUUCGUCUUUUUCCACCGGCGCCGAUGGUGCCCAUGAAGGCCCAUUCCGAUUUUGUCAUUGACGGCCAUUACACGGUGCCCAAAGGCAGUCUUAUCAUACCGUCACUUGUGGGAGCUUGCCGCGAGGGGUUUCCAAAUCCCGACGUAUACGAUCCGGAUCGUAUGGGGUCUGAACGCCAAGAAGACCGAAAAUUUGCUAAGCAAUUUAUUCCCUUUGGUGUUGGCCCGCAUCGAUGUGUUGGCUACAAUUAUGCCAUUAACCACCUGACGGUUUAUCUGGCACUAGUUGCCCGACUAGCUGAAUGGAGGCGAACACGCACUCCAAAUUCUGAUAAGGUUAUUUACCUCCCCACUCUUUACCCGCAUGACUGUCUAUGCACUUGGAGGCACCGUGAGGGUCUGAAGGCGGGAAAAUAG